Messenger RNA from Xyrauchen texanus (razorback sucker), 3158 nucleotides. RefSeq names its product serine/threonine-protein kinase PLK3-like. The transcript has 15 exons. The record is from RefSeq and is a predicted model, not a curated record. Gene Ontology annotation, molecular function: ATP binding; protein binding; protein serine/threonine kinase activity. Gene Ontology annotation, cellular component: spindle pole; cytoplasm; nucleus. NCBI's taxonomy places the organism in Eukaryota, Metazoa, Chordata, Actinopteri, Cypriniformes, Catostomidae. Gene Ontology annotation, biological process: DNA damage response; mitotic cell cycle; mitotic G1/S transition checkpoint signaling. The coding region runs from base 66 to 2063 and encodes 665 amino acids.
CUCUUGGCUAACUUUUGGACUUAACAUAAGGAGUUUAUUUUAGGGCGAAGGAUCUCUAUUAAUGAAUGGAUCCUGCCUGUUUUUCCACCGCGCAGCGUCUUUCCUGUAAAAUGAUGAAUCCGGAUUUGUUCAAACCGUCCCCGGACCGUCCUCAGGCGGCUCAACCGCCAGCCAAACCGAACCGGAGUAAAUCUGAACACGUUAAGACGGAGCUCGCGCAGGUGGUGGUUGACGCCAAGACUGGAAGGUCGUACUGUAAAGGAAAGCUUUUGGGAAAGGGUGGUUUUGCACGAUGCUAUGAAAUGACAGAUCUGGCCAACAACAAGAUGUAUGCAGUCAAGGUUAUUCCUCAGAGCAGAGUCUCAAAGCCACACCAGAAAGACAAGAUCAUUAAUGAAAUAGAGCUUCACAAAAGCCUCCAACACAAGCAUGUGGUGAAGUUCUCUCAUCAUUUCGAAGACCAAGACAACAUUUACAUAUUCCUUGAACUUUGCAGCAGAAAGUCUUUAGCACACAUUUGGAAAGCAAGACAUACGUUGACAGACCCUGAAGUUCGUUACUACCUCAGACAGAUCAUAUCCGCACUUAAAUACCUCCACAACAAAGGCAUCCUCCACAGAGAUCUCAAAUUGGGUAAUUUUUUCGUGAACGAGAACAUGGAGUUGAGAUUGGGAGAUUUUGGGCUGGCAGCGAAGUUGGAGACAGUUGAGCAAAGGAAGAAAACCAUCUGUGGAACCCCAAACUAUCUGGCACCAGAAGUCUUAAACAGACAAGGACAUGGGACGGAGUCAGAUGUUUGGUCACUGGGUUGCGUAAUGUACACACUCCUAUGUGGAAAUCCACCUUUUGAAACCUUAGACUUGAAAGAGACCUACAAAUGUAUUAAGGAAGUGAAAUACAGCCUUCCUCCAUCCCUCACUCCGGCUGCACAGAAGCUGAUCUCUGCAGUCCUACAGAAGAAACCGGCAGACCGCCUUACACUGGACCAGAUACUGGCCCAUGAGUAUUUCACAAAGAGCUUCACCCCAGAAAAACUUCCCCCAAGCAGCUGCGUGAUGGUGCCUGAGCUGAAUCCACCCAGUCCUGCCAAGAAGUUCUUCACCAAGAUGGCCAAGAGCCUCUUCGGCAAGAAAAAAUCCAAAACAGGUGAGAAGACUCCUUGUGAGGACAAAGAUGACAUUUCAAAACUGGUGUCGGGCAUGGUGAAGCACUCCAUUGGUCGGCAGAUGAGCUACAAGACAAUGGGAGUGAACGAGGCCACUUCACCCACAGUUCAGCUGGCAAGCUCUGGACCCCUGGACACCCCAGCAGAGGAGGAGUCCAGGAAGUCUGCAUCACGUUCCUUCAAAGGCACCGUCGCUAGUAGCACUGAUGCUUGUGAAGACGUCCCUGCCCCUGCUGCUGUAGCCGAGUCUGCCAUGAAGGUUCUCAACAGCUGCUUGUCUUCCAUGCCAGCAGCCUCAAGAAACCCACCCUGCCUUCCUAAACCCAAGCCCUUCGUCUGGGUAACCAAGUGGGUGGAUUACUCCAACAAAUAUGGCUUUGGUUACCAACUUUCCAAUCAAAAUGUUGGUGUACUCUUCAAUGAAGGCACUCAUCUGAGCUUGUGUAACCAGCAAAGGACUGUACGGUACUGUCUGACAAACAACAAACACUUUACAUUCCCUGCUGAUGCUUUACCAGAGAAGCUCCAGAAUCAAAAACACAUAGUGGAUUUGAUGGCUAACUACAUGGAGCAGAACCUGAUGGAGGGUGGAGAUGUCAACAGUGAGGACCAGCCACCUCCAAGCUCUUCUCCAUUACUGCUGCAGUGGAUUAAAACUGACCACGCCUUAGUCAUGCUCUUUGACAACAGUACCCUACAGGUCAACUUUUACACUGAUCACACAAAGAUAAUCCUUAGCAAGUCCUCGGAGUACUCGUACCUGCUGACUUACAUUAGCAAGGACCGUGUCUCUUACUCCUACCCUCUGAGUGUGCUUUCCGAGUGGGGCUGCUCUUCAGAACUACGGCAGCGCCUUCAUUAUGUGGUACAGCUUCUCCAGCACUACACCAAUGCAUAAAAUAACUCUUCAAACCCGCGGAAACACCGUUCCACUUUGUAUUACGACUUGCUGCUUACUGCUUCUGUUUUGGAAGCAAUAAAAAAAAGGACUAAAGACAAAGAAAUCAGGGGUAGCUUCCACGUUGCCACGAAGAUCUCCUGUCCUUGGCCAUUGGCUGGCCUCUUUGAACUAUGGUGCACUAUUUUUGUUUUUUCUUCAUUUUGCAACUCAGCCUACACCAACCGUAUCACUACGAGCUUGACUCAACAGUGUGCACAACCAAAAUUUGAGCCUGUUGUUUUUUUUAGCUGGACUGAAGUGCAGAUGGCUCACAGGGUUCUUAAUUGACUAACUUGUCUCGCAGUGUUCAAAACACUGUGCAAGAUGGUCUUUGCUUUUUAUUCUUGAUCACUUGGAAUUUUUUUUUAAGACAUUUUAUUUCACUAAGUAGUACACAUCCAACGUGAAGAGCUAUAAAACACCAAAAGGUUAUUCUUUUUAAGAGAUUAAUUUUUAAGAUGGCAGAGGUGAAUGGCUGAGGAUGGCUGUUGAACAAACUGAUUCAUAAAGGAGCAGUCGGGUGGGAGUGACUAAAGUGCCUUUUUGAUGGAUUCCUCUGUGCAAUAAUGGCCUUCUGCAUCAAGCUGAAGUCACAAAGGGAAUGAAAAUGGGCUUUACAUAGUCUUCAUAUCGGUUUCAAUUUGGUUUUCCAAGUGAUUAGACCGGAUUGGGGAAAUAAACACUACAAAUACACACCUGAUAUAAGCUUUUUGCUCUUAAAAGGUAUUGUAUCCUUAUUGUCUGUACUUGAGGAAAAAAAGACUAUUCAGUGUGCCUCCAGCUUUGUUUACUUUACAUGCUCCACCGUAACUAAUGUCCUCAAAACUGUGAGUCUGGCUGUAAGUGUUAAAUAAGUGUACACAAUGCCAACAUUGUGAAAGCCAUUACCCUCAAAUCCUAACUAGUAUAAUUAUAAUUAAUUGUGGCAUAUGUUCUAUUUAUUUAUUUUUUUUAUUUAUUAAUGUAACAAUUGUAUGGUGUCAACACUGGGAAAUGUUCAGAAUGAUCACUUUUUAUGUAUUGAGAGAGUGUGGGGGAAUAAAGUUUAUUGAA